AUGUUCAUUUUGAUUUUCCUCUUGCUGCUCCUGAACAUUCCAAUUGUCAAGGCCAGUUUCACAAAUCCCAGCUGUUUUUGGAAAAUGAAGCAUAGUGAAGAAAAGGAUGGAGACUUGAAGAGAGGUUGCAUCUUCUUCCCAAGAACUGUGUCGUGGCCAGUGGAUAAAGAGUUUUUCAAACAAAUUUUGAACACACAAACACCAACUGAGAGCAACAGGUUUGCAUUCGUCUUGGCUUUUACAAUGGAUGAGGUCAACAGGAAUCCUGAUCUAUUACCAAAUAGAUCUUUGGUAUUUGAUUACUAUGAAGAUAAUUGCUUAAGUGUGUCUAAGUUGUACAGUUUCCGUUAUAUUAAUGAACAAGACCCUGAUACAUUGCCCAAUUAUUACUGUGUGGAAGAUAUAUGUCAUAUGAUAAUUACAGGACCUAACUGGGAAACAUCUGCAAUGCUUCUGAAUCUCAUGUACCUCUGGAAAUCCCUACAGAUCAUUCAACUCACAUAUGGAUCCUUCCAUUCAAUACUAAGUGACCAUGAAAAUUAUCCCAAUCUUUAUCAAAUGGCCCCCAAAGACACAUCUCUAGCAUUGGCAAUGGUCUCUGUCAUAAUUCACUUCAGAUGGAACUGGGUGGGGCUGGUCAUCUCUGACAAUGAUCAGGGCACCCAAUUUCUCUCAUAUUUGAGAAGAGAGUUGGAAAAAUACAUAGUCUGCCUUGCCUUUGUAAGUAUGAUUCCAAUCAACAUGCAGUUAUACAUGUCAAGAGCUGAAGCAUAUUAUAACCAAAUCAAGACAUCAUCGGCAAAUGUUGUUAUCAUUUACGGUGACUAUGAGAGUACUCUUGUUGUGAGCUUUCGAAUGUGGGAAUCCCAAGGUUUACAGAGAAUAUGGGUUAUCACCUCACAGUGGGAUGUAACUGCAAGUAAAACAAACUUCACGGUUCAUACAGCCCAAAUGAUUCUAGCUUUUGCUCACCAUCAUGGCGAUAUUUCUGGUUUUAAAAGUUUUGUCCAGACAAUGAACCCAAUCAAAAACACAAAUGAAUACCUUGCAAGGAUGGAAUGGAUGAACUUUAACUGUGAAGUUUCUACAUCCAACUGUAAGACACUGAAGAAAUACUCAUGGAAUACCUCGAUGGAAUGGCUAUUGGCACAGACUUUUGACAUGACCUUUAGUGAUGGCUGUUAUGACAUAUAUAAUGCUGUGUAUGCUUUGGCCCAUGCACUUCAUGAGGUGAAUCUACAAGAAGUAGAUACUCAGCCAAUGGACAAAGGGAAAGGAGCUGGUUCCAGCUGCUGGAAGCUGAAUGCAUUUCUGAAGAGGACAGAAUUCACAAAUCCUGUUGGGGGCAGAGUGAGUAUGAACCACAAAGAAGAACAUCAGGAAGAGUAUGACAUUUUCCAGAUUUGGAAUUACCCACAAGAUCUUAGAUUUAAAGUGAAGAUAGGACAUUAUAGUCCAUACUUCCCACAUGGACAACAGUUCCAUGUAGAUGAAGAUAUGAUAGAGUGGGCCACAGGAAAUACAAAGACACCACCACCCUCUUUGUGCAGUGCUGAUUGUGGUCCUGGGUUCAGAAAAUUCUGGCAGGAUGGAAUGGCCGUCUGCUGUUUUAAAUGCAAGCCCUGCCCAGAAAGUGAAAUCUCUAAUGAGACAAAUGUGGAUCAGUGUGUGAAGUGCCCUGAUAACCAGUAUGCCAACAUAGAGCACAACCAGUGUAUACAUAAAAAAAUGAUAUUUCUGAGCUAUGAAGAUCCUUUGGGGAUGACUCUUGCCUUAAUGGCCUUGUGCUUCUCUGCUUUCACAGCUUUGGUUCUCGGAGUCUUUGUCAAGCACCACGACACUCCCAUUGUGAAGGCCAAUAACCGGAAGCUCAGUUACAUCUUGCUCAUCUCACUCUUCUUUUGCUUCCUCUGUCCCCUCCUCUUCAUUGGCCAUCCAAACUCAGCUACAUGCAUCUUGCAGCAAAUCACAUUUGGAGUUGUAUUCACUGUGGCUGUUUCCACUGUGCUGGCCAAAACAGUGACUGUUCUCCUGGCUUUCAAAAUCACAGCCCCUGGAAGAAGAAUGAGAUACUUUCUGGUUGCAGGGGGACCUAACUACAUCAUUGCCAUCUGUACUCUCAUCCAAGUUAUUAUCUGUUCAGUCUGGUUGGGAGCUUCUCCUCCCUCUGUUAAUGUUGAUGCCCACUCUGAGCAUGGCCACAUCAUCAUUGUGUGUAUCAAGGGUUCAUUAACUGCCUUCUACUGUGUCUUGGGAUACCUGGGCAGCCUGGCUCAAGCGAGCUUCACUGUAGCUUUCUUGUCCAGGAAUCUGCCUAACACAUUCAAUGAAGCCAAAUUCUUGACAUUCAGCAUGCUGUUGUUCUGCUGUGUCUGGAUCACUUUCCUCCCUGCAUACCAUAGCACAAAGGGUAAGGUCAUGGUUGUUGUGGAAAUUUUCUCCAUCUUGGCUUCCAGUGCUGGGAUGCUAGGAUGCAUCUUUGUUCCAAAGUGCUACAUAAUUUUUGUAAGACCAGAAAGAAAUAUUUCUUCAAAAUAUCAGGGAAAAAUCACCUUUCAGAACUGA
Mesocricetus auratus (golden hamster) is the source of this 2565-nucleotide messenger RNA. RefSeq names its product vomeronasal type-2 receptor 116-like. Gene Ontology annotation, molecular function: G protein-coupled receptor activity. Gene Ontology annotation, biological process: G protein-coupled receptor signaling pathway. Lineage: Eukaryota; Metazoa; Chordata; Mammalia; Rodentia; Cricetidae. The transcript has 6 exons. The coding region runs from base 1 to 2565 and encodes 854 amino acids. The record is from RefSeq and is a predicted model, not a curated record. Gene Ontology annotation, cellular component: membrane.